UCCACAAGCCUUUCACAAUGAUUAUUUGAUGCAUGAUUCAUUUCUCAGUACAACCUGUCUAUUCACAGCGAAAGAUUGAACUGAAAGGACUGAUGACGACACUCACAUCUUUAAUCUCAGAUUAAUCAUUUUUUAUACUUUUUCUUUUUUUCGCUUCCCCUGGGCUUCCUCUCUCUCUCCCUCUCUUUAUCCCUAGAAAAGAAUAUGGUUAACAGUGCUGUUGCAAACGUUGGACGUUGGUCUGCUUUAGCCUUCGGUCUCUUUUAUGGCUAUACUCACAACAUUAGCUUACAAAAGCAAGCUGAACAAAAGAAGAUCGAAGCUGAAUACCACCGCAAAGAACUCUUGAUUGAACAAGCAAGAAUUGCUUAUGCUAAACAACACGCCAGUUCAACCGCUGCUGCUGCUACUCCUAUUACUACUGCCACCAUUGAUGUUGACAGCCCUGAUUUUGAUUUGGAAAAGUAUCUUAGCCAAUUUGAAAAAGAGAACUAAAAUUGAUAUUUGGAAUAAAAAUAGUAUUGAAUGUAUAAAUGAUUGACAACAAUGAAGCGUUAUUAUUAUCAUUAUUUAUAUGGAAAAAGAUAUGGG
Rhizopus microsporus ATCC 52813 is the source of this 591-nucleotide messenger RNA. RefSeq lists its product as uncharacterized. The record is from RefSeq and is a predicted model, not a curated record. Gene Ontology annotation, biological process: proton motive force-driven ATP synthesis. The coding region runs from base 205 to 495 and encodes 96 amino acids. The transcript has 3 exons. Gene Ontology annotation, molecular function: proton transmembrane transporter activity. NCBI's taxonomy places the organism in Eukaryota, Fungi, Mucoromycota, Mucoromycetes, Mucorales, Rhizopodaceae.